This is a messenger RNA of Vespa mandarinia (Asian giant hornet), 1556 nucleotides long. RefSeq names its product polycomb protein EED. Gene Ontology annotation, molecular function: protein binding. The record is from RefSeq and is a predicted model, not a curated record. Lineage: Eukaryota; Metazoa; Arthropoda; Insecta; Hymenoptera; Vespidae.
GUUCAUUGCCCGCCUGACGCUCUAACGCUUGGUCGUGUUUUUUUCGCUACGUUAUAACAUAAAUUUAAUACUUUGAAUGUAGUUAAGUCGUUAAACGAACAAAUAGAUAAUUUUAUUGAACACUGUUUAUAAAUGACUUCAAGUAAAUGUCAAGCAUAUGCGUCCAGUUUGGAAGACAGUGAAAAUGAUAGCGAUGAAACUGAAUGUAGUAUUGGUAGUAAUUCUACAGCUGGUACUCAUCGUAGUGAUACACCUACACGUAAUGCUCGCUAUAGAAGGAAAGGCAGACGGAGAAGUAAGACAGCAAAGUAUAAACCUUGCACUGAUAAACCGUUAUACAAAUAUUGUUGUAGUAUCAAAGAAGAUCAUGGACAACCACUCUUUGGAGUACAAUUUAAUCAUCAUUUAAAAGAAGGUGAACCAUUAAUAUUUGCCUCUGUAGGAAGCAACCGUGUGAGUAUUUAUGAAUGUCCAGAAGGUGGGAAUAUUAGAUUACGUCAGUGUUAUGCCGAUCCUGACUCUGAAGAGAAUUUUUAUACAUGUACUUGGACUUAUGAUGAUUCUGGUAAACCAUUAUUGGCUGUGGCAGGAUCUCGAGGUGUAAUAAGAGUUAUUAGUUCUGUAACUAUGACUUGUAUUAAACAUUAUAUUGGUCAUGGUCAUGCAAUAAAUGAGUUAAAAACUCAUCCUAAAGAUCCAAAUAUAUUACUCUCUGCAUCUAAGGAUCAUGCAUUGAGAUUAUGGAAUAUAAAAACAGAUGUAUGUAUAGCAAUUUUUGGUGGUGUUGAAGGCCAUCGAGAUGAAGUGUUAAGUGCUGAUUUUGAUAUGAAAGGUCAGCGAAUUAUUUCUUGUGGAAUGGACCAUGCUUUAAAACUUUGGUCAUUGGACAAGCCAGAUAUGCAAGAAGCAAUUAAACAGUCAUAUUAUUGUAAUCCUAGUAGAAAUGGAAGACCAUUUGACUCUAUACUUCAACAUUUUCCAGACUUCACAACACGUGAUGUACAUCGUAAUUAUGUGGAUUGUGUUAAGUGGUACGGCGAUUUUAUUUUAAGUAAAUCUUGUGAAAAUUGUAUUGUAUGUUGGAAGCCAGGCCGUCUUGAAGACACUCAAUUACGUAAUGGAGAAACUAGUGCUACUGUUUUACAUCGUUUUGAAUUCAAAGAAUGUGAUAUUUGGUUUAUAAGAUUUUCUAUGGAUUUUUGGCAACGUACUAUAGCAUUAGGAAAUCAAGUAGGUAGGACAUAUGUAUGGGAUUUAGAAGUUGAUGAACCUGGUCAAGCACGUUGUUAUUCCUUACAACAUCCACGCUGUACAGCUCCAAUACGACAAACUAGCUUGAGUCGAGAUGGCAAUGUACUAUUAUGUGUUUGCGAUGAUGCUACAGUAUGGAGAUGGAAUCGUGAACAUUGAUAUAUUGUUAUAUUUCAAUUAACUAAUAGAUUAAAUGCAGGAAAACUUGUUGUGAUUCAGAGAAACAUAUUAAUUUAGUACAUAUUUUAUACAUAAACACAUGAUAUUUGUAACAAUUUUACAAUUAUAUUAAUGGUUCAAUCAGA